AUGACAAAUAUCUUCAAUGAAAGUGGAAAUAAUAAUCAUCUUUGCGUACUUUUGGAGGAUUUGGAGAUGUUAGAAGACCCAAGAACAGCAUCACUGAGACGAGUUAGUUAUGGAAUAGUUCUGCCUACUAUCUGUUGUUUAGGAAUUAUUGGAAAUAUUUUCAAUCUUAUCGUUCUGACAAGAAAAAAUAUGAGAGGAACAGCAUAUAUUUAUAUGCGAGGAUACUCAGCAGCGGCAUUAUUGGCAAUACUUUUCUGUGUUCCUUUUGCCUCACGGGUACUUAUUCACAAAGAAACAGGGAGAUGGAAUAACUGGCCUCAAGCGUUUUAUCAUGCCCAUUUAGAACUUUUUUUAGGAAACGGAUGCUUAGGUAAUAUUUUUCAAAAAAAAAAAUGCAACCAAAAAUUACUUCAUAAAUAA
Molecule: messenger RNA, 420 nt
Organism: Cotesia congregata
Lineage: Eukaryota; Metazoa; Arthropoda; Insecta; Hymenoptera; Braconidae
Source: the annotation of a GenBank genome assembly